AUGUAUAACGGAGUUGGAGUACAAACAGCACGAGGUACUGGAACCUCAGGUUAUGUUCAAGCUAAUUUAUCGGCAUUAAACCUCUCAAGGGUGAGUCUUUAAUUAACUUUUUGUAAACUACAAAUGUAUUUAUUGGUUUUUAAGAUUUUUGUGGUCUAAGGGCGGAAUAGAAGGUUGUGUCUCUUGAAUAUGUUUUAUAACGUAUUUAUCGUUUUAGCAAAAGAAGAACUACAAUUCUGAAGCUGACAUUGCUAAAAUCGAAGCAGAUGUAAACAGAAAACCAAAUUUGGAUUUGCUUGAUCAUGAAUACAAAAGGAGAAUCGAGAUCAAAUGUUUGGAACUUCAAGAUCUAAUGGAAAAUGAGGUAUGUUUUGUUUUAUUAUAUUUUUUUUUAGGUAUUUCAAAAACUAUGUUUUCUCAUGUUGAUUUAGCAAAGCACUGGAAAUUAUUGUAAAAAACGAUGGUUAACAUUAAUUUUGAAAAGAAAGAUUAAUCUUAUCUGAUUAUAGGGUUCAUCACAAGAAGAAAUUGAUGAAAAAGUUGGAGAAUAUCGAAAAUUGUUGUUCGAGGAGUUCGAGAGUGGAAGAAUGAAUCUGGACAACGAACUCGACAUCAGGAACAGCCAUUCCAGAGCUAAAGUAGCGCAGGAUAAACAAGAAAAGUUCCGUAAGGCGUUCAAUAUCAGAGAAGACUUUGUUCCUGGGACUUCAAUGGCAAAGUAAGUUCACUUUUUUUAAUUAAUUUAUAUAUAUUUUGAGAAUUACUUCGAUAUUGCCUAUAACUCUUUGUAAAGAAAAAUCUUUAAAGAUGCUAUAAAAACGUUAUAGUAUCGUAAGCUUAAUAAUGGCCAUCUUUUCAGCAUGAAAAAGGUUGGAGAUCAAGCCGAGGCGGCUAUAAAAGCGGAAGAAGAUGAAGAUCCUGAAAUGGCUUUAAAAAAGAAAUUGUUGGAACAAAUCAGAGCUGAAAAAGAAGCCAAGAAACAGAAGAAAAAACGAGAAGAAAGCAAAAAGAGCAAGAAGCGAAGAAAGCACGAAUCGACAUCAGAAAACUCGAGUUCAUCGUCAUCAGAUUCGGAUAGUUCAUCUGACAGCGAUUCUGAUAAGGUAAGUUCCAAUUGCUUUAUUGUGUCAUUACUAUGAAGAUCUUUCCCUAAGUUUUGUAUAAUAGUGAUAAUACUUUCAAUAAUAGUAUAACUAUACAACUUGUUUUACAUUGUUUAUUUCAGAAGAAGCGCAAGCGACGUCACAAGAAGUCGAAAAAGAGCAGGAAGUAA
Bursaphelenchus okinawaensis is the source of this 1273-nucleotide messenger RNA. Lineage: Eukaryota; Metazoa; Nematoda; Chromadorea; Rhabditida; Aphelenchoididae. The record is from the annotation of a GenBank genome assembly.